Molecule: messenger RNA, 378 nt
Organism: Phytophthora nicotianae INRA-310
Lineage: Eukaryota; Oomycota; Peronosporomycetes; Peronosporales; Peronosporaceae
Exons: 1
Coding region: 1-378 (125 amino acids)
Cellular component (GO): nucleosome
Molecular function (GO): protein heterodimerization activity; structural constituent of chromatin; DNA binding
Source: RefSeq, a predicted model, not a curated record
AUGGCGAUGAAAGCGUCGCGCAAGACUGCUCCUAUGGCAGGUGGCAUCAAACUCCCACACCGCUAUAAACCCGGCACGGUCGUGCUGAGAGAGAUUCGAAAGUAUCAAAAGUCAUACAAACUAUUGAUGCGCAUGCUACCGUUCUCACGCUUGGUCAGAGAGAUCAUGCAGGACUUUAAGACUGACUUACGCAUCACCGCAGCUGCUCUAGAAGCACUGCAAGAAGCGACGGGGAUAGUCGCGGUCGAAUUGUUCGAAUAUGCUAAUAUACUAGCUAUACAUGCUAAACGUGUUACCGUGAUGAAUGCUGACAUACGCCUGGCUAAGCUCAUGGUUGGCGGACAUCAAAAUUGCUUCGCUACCAUCGGACUCAAGUAA